GUGUGUCAGGGCCUUCCACGUGUGCCUGACCACGGAGUUGCUUCCCGAAAUGCAGUGUGGACGCAACGUCUACGAUGUGCGGCAGGUGUGCCACGAACAGAACGUGGUGGACUGCUUCGACUUCUCAGCUCCGCAAGCCUUCCUCAACGAUGCACAGGUGCAGAAGGCUUUGGGGGUUCCGGUCGGCCUGGCUUGGCGACCCUGCAACCUGCAGGUGGAUUCUGCGUUCGUGCGCAGCGGUGACUAUAUGAGUUCCACUGAUGGGCUGGUGGCGGAGCUUCUGGAGCGCGGUGUUCCGGUGCUGGCCUACUCCGGGGACACAGAUCUUAUGGUGGACUGGCUGGGAACGAAAGGCUGGAUGGAGAAGCUGGCCUGGCGUGGGCAGGCGGACUGGAUCGCCGCCCCGCUGCGGACCUUCCAUGUACAUAACAAGUCGGCAGGGCGGGAGAAGUCCUACGGCAGCUUUACGUUCCUUCAGGUGUUCGAGUCGGGUCACCUGGUUCCCAAGGAUCAGCCGGAGGUAGCCCUGCGGAUGCUCCAACGGUUUGUGUCCUUGCACUCUGACUGGGCAGCUGCGCCCCCCACAGCGCUGCCGUCGGGCUCCAAAGAUCUGGGCCUUAGAACGCAGUCUCCGGGUCCACGCACGCAAGUGGGCCCGGCUUUUUGGGCUGGGCUCUCGGCGCUCUUGGGGGCCCUUUGCCUGGCAUGGGCUUUGCGCCUCCAGAAGUGGGAGGAGCCCGAAGGGCCAUACUCCCUGAUGACAUAG
Symbiodinium necroappetens is the source of this 766-nucleotide messenger RNA. Lineage: Eukaryota; Dinophyceae; Suessiales; Symbiodiniaceae. The record is from the annotation of a GenBank genome assembly.